Messenger RNA from Lolium rigidum, 1839 nucleotides. Its product is annotated as putative FBD-associated F-box protein At5g56560. NCBI's taxonomy places the organism in Eukaryota, Viridiplantae, Streptophyta, Magnoliopsida, Poales, Poaceae. The transcript is spliced from 5 exons. The coding region runs from base 1 to 1332 and encodes 443 amino acids. The record is from RefSeq and is a predicted model, not a curated record.
AUGAAGCAGAAGAAGCCGGCGACGGCGGCGACUACCAGUACCAGGAGGAAGGCGGCUGGGGCAGCGGCCCCCACACCCAAGAGGCCACGGAAGCGGGACGGCGCCCGCACGCAGGCCAUCGCCCGCCGGUGGCGGCCCCUCUGGCGCACAGCGCCCCUGAACCUCGUCGCCGACUACUACCUCUGCGCCAGCAAGUUCAAGCGCUUGCCCCUCGUCUCCAAGAUUCUCUCCGACCACCAUGGCCCCGCCCUCCGCUUCCGCUUCCCUUUCAUCCGUCUCCACAAAGCCAAGAAGAGGUACGCCGAGGAUGCCGCUCAGGUCGAGAGCUGGUUCCGUUCCAGGGCUCUCGCCAACCUUCAGGUGCUCCACAUCAGCUUCGAACCCUUGGACUAUACGCAUGCGGCCGAGAAGCGUUUCCCGCUGCCGCCAUCGGUGCUUCUCUGCGCACCGACCGUUGUUCUGGUCGGAAUCAGCUUCUGUGAUUUCCCAAAGGAGAUACCUCCUUCGCAGAGUUUUCCCUUGCUCAAGGAGCUCUACCUGCGCUGCGUUUCCAUCUCCGAGGAUGUCUUCCAUGGGGUGCUCUCUUCUUGCCCUGUCUUGGAGUCACUGUAUCUACAGAGCACUGGGGAUGUGGGUUGCUUCCGCAUUAGCUCACCAACUCUUAGGAGCCUGGGCCUCUGCAAAUGUUUUUCAAUCCAAGGAGAACUGAUUAUCGAAGAUGCCCCUUGCCUUGAAAGGCUGAUACUACCUCAACCAGGUGAAGGCGGUGAUACUCUCCGGGUGAUCAGAGCACCUAAACUGCAAAUAUUGGGCCGUUUGUCAGGCCGCAUCUCGGAAAUUGAGAUUGCAAACCUAGUCUUCAAGAGUUUAACCCCAGCAAGCUUCAAUAACACGCUAAGCAGCGUGAAGAUUUUGGCUCUCGAGUUUUCUUCCCCUGAUUUGGAUGCUGUAAUAGAUGUCUUAAGGUGCUUCCCGUGCUUGGAAAAGCUGUAUGUCAUGUGUAUGGAAUUCUUAAAUAUACCUAUGAAGAAAAAUGCGCAUCAGUACAACCGACUAGAUCCAGUCAAAUGCCUCGAGACUCAUCUAAAAGAAUUGGUGUUCGAUGUUUAUGAGGGGGAUGAGCAAGCUGUUCACUUUGCCAAGUUCUUUAUAUUGAACGCGAAAGUGCUAAAGCAAAUCAAGUUUGGAGUCAGUGAGAAGAUCGGCAAGGAAUGUAUGGCUGAUCAAUACAAGCUGCUAGAAGUGGGAAAUAUGGCUUCUCCAGAUGCACAAUUGGAAUUCAUACAUAGUGGUGAUAACUCCUUGGAUGCCCACGAAUUGCAGAUCCCUUAAGCUGAUCUUGUUUAAAUGAGUAUUACUGGGAAGAAGAAGCAGCGGUCUCCAGGAUGCAGGAAAGGUCUCUCAUCAUCAGUUCAUGGGAAUCUAAAUAGGACAAGAAGUCAAGAACUAGGUUGUGCACCCAUCAUGUUAAAGAUCGAUAUCUAGGAGAAAUUCCCAUCAGUCAGUUGUACAAUUAGAUGACUCUAAUACCACACCUGAUGUUUACGUCUGAGAAUGACGGCUUUCUAUUGGUUAACAGAACCAUUUCCUGAAUUGAGCUGGCAAGAACUUGUAUCAUACCCAUGAAUAUAUUGGUAGCUUGUUUCCAAGCUCUGUGUUUGUGUUUAUGAUACGUAUGUGCUUUUCGUAGGAUAGUAGUUGAUACUUGAUACCUCGGCAGUAAUGAUCCUAUCCAAGUUGUUUCAACUAAUUGUAGUGCCCAUUUCAGCUUCACAUGCAGUUAUGUACACACAACAGUUAUGAUUAUUCUGUCGAUGCAAUCACCUGGCAAGAUGUUUA